UUUGGGGUUACGGGUUCCUGGCGGUCACCGUGAUCAACCUGGCCGCUCUGCUCGGCCUCUUCCUCAUCCCCUUCACCAAGAAGCCUUAUUUCCCCAAAGUGCUGACCUACUUCAUCGGCCUCGCCAUCGGGACGCUCUUCUCCAACGCCGUGCUUCAGCUCAUCCCGGAGGCUCUGGGUUUUGAUCCCAAAGCAGAUAACUACGUGGCCAAUGCAGUUGGAAUAUUCGGAGGUUUUUACCUCCUUUUUUUCGUGGAGAAGAUUCUGAAAAUGACUCUGCGGGUCGAUCAUGAGCACGGCCACAGCCACUUCACUCCUGCAGAGCCGCCUCAAGAAAACUCCGUCCGCAACGGAGACAUAGCGGAGAAAAAGGACUCGAUCGUCCUGACCGCCGUCAACAUCAUCGCCACCGACAGAAGCAGCCCGAACCCGGAGCCUCCGCAAACGGACGUGACGCCGUCUCAGGUACCAGAAAUCUCACCCUGCCAAAUUAAACAGCACAGACCGGAGAUUUAUUCUUUUAUUUUGAAGUUCGCCU
Plectropomus leopardus (leopard coralgrouper) is the source of this 537-nucleotide messenger RNA. NCBI's taxonomy places the organism in Eukaryota, Metazoa, Chordata, Actinopteri, Perciformes, Serranidae. The record is from RefSeq and is a predicted model, not a curated record.